AUGGGUGAGGACGAGAAGCACAACAUCCUGUCGGUGGAUGUGAGUGACAACGCUCUGGGAGACGAGGGAGGUGCAAAGAUGUGUGAGCACCUGAUGAAUAACAAGUUGGUGAAGCGUUUGGUCAUGAAUGACAAUGACCUCAGCGACGAUGCCAUCAUUGCCCUGGCGAAAUUGCUGGGAGCCAACCAAAGCAUCCAAGAACUGGAACUCCAGGGAAAUUGCAUUUUCACCGCGGGCAUCACAUCUUUGGCCGAAAGCCUGCCCCAAAAUGGAACGUUGCAGCACUUGGAUCUCAGUGCCAAUCAGCUGGGGAUUGGUGGAGCUGAAGUGCUCGCAACGGGGCUGGCGAGGUCAUCCUUGACGAGUUUGAACGUCAGUAGCAACCGCAUCUGUGGCCGCGGAGCUGAGCAAAUCCUGCUGGCCACCAAGGGCACAGGUGUGGUGUUUUUGGACAUGGCAAGAAAUGAGAUCGGGCCGCAAGGAUUUGAGUUGAUGUGUAGUGCCCUAGAGAGCUCCACCGUGAACAGUUUGUCACUGGCGGGAAAUCGCUUGGGGCCCGACGAUGCGCAACAACUCUGUGAGAGUUGCUGCAAAUGCGAGGCUCUGCAAGUUUUGCUGCUGCAACAGAACGACUUGGGAGCUGACGGUACUAAGGCUCUGGCAGAGAUGCUGCCCAAGUCCAAGCUCACCGCUCUCGACUUGACGGGCAACGGCAUUGGUGACAGUGGUGCGGAGUACAUUGCAUCCGCACUAGGGACAUGCGCUUUGAUGGGCUUGGGCUUAGGCCACAACUCCAUCACGGAUGAGGGAGUGCUGCACCUGGUAGCUGGACGCAACUGGGGGGACUUGCGAUCCUUGGAGCUCACUUCCAAUGCCAUCAGCGAUCUUGGCGGCAAGGCGCUGAAAUUGAUGGCUGAAGAGCACCUGAAGCUCACUGUGACUGGGAUGGACAAGGGCGGAUGA
Molecule: messenger RNA, 963 nt
Organism: Cladocopium goreaui
Lineage: Eukaryota; Dinophyceae; Suessiales; Symbiodiniaceae
Source: the annotation of a GenBank genome assembly